GAAGAAAUGACAUUUCCUUAUUUGACACAUUUUUAUUUUUUCGUAAACAAUACAGAUAGCAAACAAGACAAAAUAAAACGCCGAGGUUGCAUUUCUUUUGUAGAAGUUUUGUAUGUCUGGACGACCUGUAUACAUACUAGUACUUCUACAGGCUUUUAGUUCUUGAAGUGCACUAAGGUAAAACCAAUUUUGGACGUAUUUGCCUAGUGCAAACUAGACAUAAAGGCAAAAAAAGUAACAAGGCCAGUUGGGUGACGAAGUACAUUCAUCUCAGGACUACCUACGAGCCAACUAACCACCAUCCUUGGAAUAUGGCAAAGCUUUCCCAUGAAAAUCUUGAGGUAUUUAUCAACGACUAUCUCAAGGAAGAUUUGAAACAUUUGGAGAAGUACAUUAACAUAUACAAUGAGGAAAUUAUGGAAUUUAUCCAACUUAAAAAUACCAUACAAACCAUGCGUGAAAAUCUCCCCGAUGGCUAUAAGACUCAAAUGAACAUUGGUGGCAAUUUCUUUAUUCAGGCCAAAGUGGAUAAUCUUGACGAAAUUUUGGUGGAUGUGGGCAAAGGCAUUUAUAUACCUUUCACCGCAGAGGAAGCUAUCAAGUUUGCCGAUGUCAAGGUGAAAAUGUUAAAUAAUGAAUGUGAUGUGUUGCGGGAGGAAAGCAUAAAGAAACGUUCGGAAAUCAAGGUGGCCCUUAUGUAUAUGGCCGAACAACAACAAUUGAUGGAGAAUGAAAAGAAAUAGUGUAGUAAAUAGUACUAGGUUGUUAAUUUUAUUACAAUAGAGUUAAUUGUAAAUAAUAUUUAUCGAAAUAAGCGGGAUAUGAUAUUCCAGUUAAGGCAUUCGAUUUGUAUAAAAUUCCAAAUUAAAGCAGAAAUGAUUAGAAGAAGAAUGAAA
This is a messenger RNA of Stomoxys calcitrans (stable fly), 896 nucleotides long. It is a transcript of the gene Uxt, whose product is annotated as protein UXT homolog. Lineage: Eukaryota; Metazoa; Arthropoda; Insecta; Diptera; Muscidae. Gene Ontology annotation, biological process: negative regulation of transcription by RNA polymerase II; protein folding. Bases 312 to 743 code for a protein of 143 amino acids. The record is from RefSeq and is a predicted model, not a curated record. Gene Ontology annotation, cellular component: cytoplasm; prefoldin complex. The transcript has 3 exons. Gene Ontology annotation, molecular function: transcription corepressor activity.